Paramecium primaurelia is the source of this 471-nucleotide messenger RNA. NCBI's taxonomy places the organism in Eukaryota, Ciliophora, Oligohymenophorea, Peniculida, Parameciidae. The record is from the annotation of a GenBank genome assembly.
AUGGAGAAUGAAGAUAUAAGAAAACAGUUAGAAGAACAAGUUGUAUUAUACCAAUAAUAAUAACGUAAAAAUUCCUUUUUGGAUUAAUCUUAAGGAAGAAAUAUUAGAAAGAAUGGCACUCUAUUGAUCAAAUCAUCCAACAAUUUAGAUUUUGAAAGUACUUUUAAUCUAUUUUAAGAAUAGACUAAAAAUAAACGAAUUGAAGCAGUAUUAUUAAAGGAGAAUCAACAAUUAAAGUUAUAUAAAUUGAAAGAUGAAAUACUUUAAAUAACUUCAUAAAGUGAAAAACUUUAGAUAAAACAAAAAUUAUUAUAAAUAAGGAAAUUGAAAAUGAAAUAAUUAAAAAGUAUGGCUUAGAAUGAAAAGUUUGAUGCCAGAAAUUAAGCUGCAAAAUUCUAAGUAAAAUAAAGUGGAAUUAAAAUUACAAACACAGUGUUUAUGGAUACUUUAUAAGCUAUUAUAGUAAAUUGA